Molecule: messenger RNA, 3446 nt
Organism: Chlamydomonas reinhardtii
Lineage: Eukaryota; Viridiplantae; Chlorophyta; Chlorophyceae; Chlamydomonadales; Chlamydomonadaceae
Exons: 1
Coding region: 293-496 (67 amino acids)
Source: RefSeq, a predicted model, not a curated record
CUUAUCUACGGUCUCACCAGCUCUUUACACGGCGAGCCGAGACAGGUUCAGGGCGGCCACGCGUUGGGCCAGUGUGCCGGCGGAGUAGAAUCGAGUUUGACGUCUUUCGUAGUUUGACUUUCUUCAUGGGUAGCGAUUCAGGCUAAGGGGGCGGUAGGCGCGGCGCUGGCCCGUCUUUCGCUUCACCAUGGCCUCCGGCUCCGGUGACCUGGAGGCUAAGCGAGCAUGGCUUCAAACUUGUCUUGGGAUGACACCCGAGCGGACGCAGUCACAGCGGAUCAUCGUUGACGGGAUGACCGCCUCCAUCUCGGGACAAACGGCGGACUCGUCGGCGGCAGCCCGACAGGCUCAGGACGCCGACAAGGCCACUCGUGCAGACACUUUGGCUGAUUUCCGCGCGGCAGCAGACAGCGACUUCAAAGAGGAGGCCAAAGGGCGUUGGUUGCGCGCUGAUCCGCAGUUUCCUGCAGCGGGACACCCAGGGGCAGCUGGUUAAUCUGGGCGAGCUGGAGAUACAGCAGGCCGGCAGCACGGCGGAGAAGGGCGGGCAUGCACGCGGGGGCAGGCCGUGCGAGGGCCAGGGGGGCGCGGGGGCCGCCGGGGCCAGCCGCUGGGAGUGACCGGGGCGGGAGGGACUACGGGUUCAGGGGGGCCGACGGCCACUCUGCAGCAGCAGCAGCAGCAGCAGCACGACCACCACCCCCACCACCCCCACCACCCCCACCACCAACAGCAGCAGCAGCAGCAGCAGACUCAGCCGCAGGUGACCGGGGCACCAAUUGCUGGCGUUGGUGCCAGCCGCCUCCACGGGGAUGGGGUGGCCGCCGGACUGCUGCCGGCCGCAGCUGCGCUGGCGGCGGCGCAGUUGCCGAAAACCUCUGGCCGAGCCUACCCGUGCUCCAGGGCGUGGACCAUUCCGGGCCGCGGGGCGUCAAGCGGCCUAACCUUCACUCAGUGCCCGGUCCUGGCGGACCUGCGCCGCAGCAAAGAUCCGGCAGGGCGCCGCCGCCGGGGCCCACCGGCGCUAGCUACCAGCGGCUUCCGCAGAGGGCUUGCCCGGCCCAGCCCCGUGUGGGCCUGCCCGUUCGUUUCCCGGGCUUGCGGCAGAGCCGACAGCUAUAGAAGGCGUAUACCCAGGUGAGCUGGCGGCGCGUUGUUGUUGCCUUGCUAUUCGGUGUCGGGAAAGCAGGGGCACAACCAUAGCUUUAAGUCCCAGCGAGGGUACCUCGUAGAUCCUUCCUCAGGGUUACAGAGGCGCUGAUGCACGUUACGGUCCCCUGCCGCCGGGGUAUCGGGGCGUUUGGGCGGUCACGUAACGAGCCCCCUUCCUCAGGGCCCCCUGCGGUGGGCAGAGGCGUGGGCUGCCACGACACGGCCGCAGGUUGGGCGGGUUGUUGUGCAUUAGAGGAGGGGCGUGAAUGGGGGCGGGGGUUUGAAAUCACAGGCUGAGAGUAACGGAGUUGAACGGCGUUCGAAAGUGCAGGCGGAGAGUAACUGAGUUGAAGAAGGGUGCGUGGGGGUAGGACUAAGGGCACCCUCCUCGGGUAGAGGCGCUGAUGCACGUUACGGUCCGCUGAUGCACGUUACGGUCCCCUGCCGCCGGGGUCAUUGGGGCGCUUGGCCGGCGUUAGGGCCCCCCUCCUCGGGGAGACAGAGGCGCUGAUGCACGUUACGGUCCCCGCCCCGAGGGGGUGUGGUGUUUACGGGCUGCCGCCUAGUGCCUACCCCGUCCCACAGGUUCUGCCAUCAAUCCAUCGGCGUUCUGGACCCGUCGGCAAGUCGCUACAUGGCCUUCCGGCACCCCGGCCAUUCAGCGUUGGGUGGCGCCAGCCAGAGCCCCGCCACCCCGCGCCCUGACGUGCGGCGCCGUCACCUCCUGUCCGUCACCGGCGGCCGUCGCUGACUUGCAGUUCUGGCUGGGGCUGCUUGACCGCGACAGUUCGCCCUGAACGCAGUGCGCCGCUGCAUCGCCGUAGACCUCAACGUGGUGUUGGGGGAGUUUGAGGACCCCGACGGGGCGGUGGUCUACAUCGAUGCAGCGCAGGGCCUAGAGUGCGGCGGCUGCGGGGACUGGUCUCACCGCCGUUGCCUAGGACUGGCGGCGGCGGCGUACCCCGGCGGCACGUUCGUGUGCCGGCGCUGCCUGCUGGCGUAUGCGGCGCUGGAGGAGCUGGCGGGAAAGGCUGUGGCGGCGGCGGGCAGCGCAGUGGCGGAGUCGUCCGCAGAGACGUAACAGUCGCAUGGUAGGUGGAAGUCAGACGGUGCGGUGGUUUGUGCAGCCGGGGGCGGGGGCGCGCAUGCGGAUUGUGGGCCGGAUGUGACCGGCCAACUGAGGGUGGGGGGAGUGGCCUCCGCAUGCGCCGAGAAGGGGUGCGGAACGGGCGUGCUCGCCGGCCGCGGCCGGCGGGCCAGCACGGUUCUUCCCCCACCCUGAUGUUGGCGUCUCCCCCGGGGGCAAUACAGAUGUGCCUAUUUAAUGUUUGGAAAGGAGGUGUAGGUAGGGAGGUUGAAACACACGGGUGGCGGAUGUGGGACAUGCACGAUCGGAGACAGAGACGGGAGAGAUACACCGGGUUGGGGGCUGAGACGGACUUUAUAUUGCAGUUGUGCGUAUUUCCCAACGCUUCUGGUCUCGGAAUCAUUAAGGCCGGAGAGCGCAGCCCAUUGCGAAGCAAAAUUCAGAUUUUGGACUGUGUCAAAAAUCGGGUUUGGGGGCGCCAAUGGGGCUGCCGAGUUCGGCCCAUGCGCCAGGGUGGGAGCAUGGUCGAGGUGUGGAUAGAGUAAGCGAUGUUGAACCAAUUUCCAGGUUGUUACUUAUCUACGGUCUCACCAGCUCUUUACACGGCGAGCCGAGACAGGUUCAGGGCGGCCACGCGUUGGGCCAGUGUGCCGGCGGAGUAGAAUCGAGUUUGACGUCUUUCGUAGUUUGACUUUCUUCAUGGGUAGCGAUUCAGGCUAAGGGGGCGGUAGGCGCGGCGCUGGCCCGUCUUUCGCUUCCCACCCGCCCACCCUGCGAUAGCCGGGCAUAGACUCGGGUAGGACUGGUGCUGCACCGGGGGGGAGUGGCCUCCGCAUGCGCCGAGAAGGGGUGCGGAACGGGCGUGCUCGCCGGCCGCGGCCGGCGGGCCAGCACGGUUCUUCCCCCACCCUGAUGUUGGCGUCUCCCCCGGGGGCAAUACAGAUGUGCCUAUUUAAUGUUUGGAAAGGAGGUGUAGGUAGGGAGGUUGAAACACACGGGUGGCGGAUGUGGGACAUGCACGAUCGGAGACAGAGACGGGAGAGAUACACCGGGUUGGGGGCUGAGACGGACUUUAUAUUGCAGUUGUGCGUAUUUCCCAACGCUUCUGGUCUCGGAAUCAUUAAGGCCGGAGAGCGCAGCCCAUUGCGAAGCAAACGUGGCGUGUGGCUGGCCACCCCUGCCUCGGACCAGGUCGGACCUUUAGGAA